AUGGUAGAGUGUGCAGAUAACAGCGAUGGCAUGAACAUUAGCACCGGCCAUUAUGUGACCUGUUAUUUUAGCAAAACAACAAAAUAUGUAGUUAUGGAAAAAAUAGGACAAGGAGGAUAUGGAGCAGUGUAUCGCGUGGAAAUAGAUCCAACCGACGGUAACCAGUACGCCAUGAAAGUUGAGCAAAAAUUAGAAAACAGAGAACAUUCGAAGCUCAAUAUGGAGUUACAUUUAUUGAAACUGAUGUCCAAUCAGCCAAAUUCACAUCACUUCACCAAAAUUUUUAACAGAGCAAAGAAAGUUAAUUUUUUCUUCAUUGUUAUGACACUUGUUGGGGAGAGUUUGGCUGAAUUGAAACGACGAAAGUCACCGUCUGUUUUCAGCUUGGGAACAGCAUUCGGGGUUUCAAUACAGUGUAUGGAAGCACUUGAACAGUUACAUAAGGUUGGAUUUAUACACCGGGACAUUAAACCAGGCAACUUUGCCGCUGGUUUGGCACCAAAUUCUCAUACAGUUUACAUUUUGGAUUUCGGGAUUGCAAGAAAAUUCACAAACAGCAAGGGUGACAUCAAAGGGCCACGUUGCAAAGUGGCAUUCAAAGGUACUAUCAGAUUCGCUGCAUUAGCAUGCCAUCGAGGAAAAGAAUUGGGACCAAAGGAUGACUGUGAAAGUUGGCUGUAUAUGAUUGUUGAUUACACGAAUCCCAGUGGAGUUCCUUGGAAAUUUGAUAAAGAACGAAAAAGAGUGGAAUUACUGAAAGUGGAAGCUCGUUCUCCAGAUGGCAGAAAAAAGAUGUUUGCAAAUGUAUCAAUCUUAGCUAUCUUCUUUAAAUUAACACAAAAAUUUUACAAGUUAUGA
Thelazia callipaeda (thelaziosis nematode) is the source of this 858-nucleotide messenger RNA. NCBI's taxonomy places the organism in Eukaryota, Metazoa, Nematoda, Chromadorea, Rhabditida, Thelaziidae. The record is from the annotation of a GenBank genome assembly.